AAAAAAGGCAUGUCCAUCGCUAAGCACACCCACGUCCUGGUGUUUCCGUACCCAGCCCAGGGCCACAUGCUCCCGAUCCUGGACCUCACCCACCAGCUAGCCCUCCACGGCCUCGCCAUAACCAUCCUAAUCACACCCAAAAACCUCCCGAUCCUAACCCCACUCCUCUCAGCCCACCCCCCGACCUCCGUCAAAACCCUCCUCCUACCCUUCCCUCCUCACCCCGAAAUCCCCCCGGGCGUCGAGAACGUCAAGGACAUUGGCAACCACGGCAACCGUUACAUCAUCAACGCGCUUGCCAAACUCCAGGACCCAAUUAUCCAGUGGUUCAAGUCCCACCCCAACCCACCUGUGGCUCUCGUCUCUGAUUUCUUCCUCGGGUGGACCCUACACCUAGCCAAUCAGCUCAACAUCCCCAGAAUCGCGUUCUUCUCCUCCGGGCCGUUCGUGGCAGCCGUGCUCGACUACUGUUGGCGUAAUUUAGAGGCGGUUCGGUCGGCAUCGACGGUUGUCAAUUUUCAUGAUAUUCCGGGAUUGCCCUCUUUCAAACAGGAGCAUCUUCCCAGCGUGGUCCGCCGCUACAGAGAAUCGGAUCCCGAGUCUGAAUUCUUGAGGAUAUCCAUGCUUGCGAAUGCCGAAAGUUGGGGGUGCGUUUUCAAUAGCUUUCAAGACUUGGAAGCACACUACUUAGACCACUUGGGGGCCAAAAUGGGCCACUCACGUGUUUACGCGGUUGGCCCAUUAAGUCUGUUAUCAGCUACUGUAGUUGAUGCUGGUAACGGAGGUCGAGCCAACCCGAACUUGGACUCAUCGGGUGCCAAUGUCAUGGCCUGGCUCGACGGGUGCCCGGAUGGGUCCGUGGUUUAUGUUUGCUUUGGGAGUCAGAAGUUGCCCAAUAGGCAGCAGAUGGAGGCCUUGGCUUCCGGGCUCGAACAGAGCGGGGUCCGUUUUGUAUGGGCCGUAAAAACGGGCACGGCCCAACAAGUGGAAGAUGGGAUCGGAGUCGUGCCUGAUGGAUUUGAGGAAAGGGUUGGUGGGAGGGGUUUGGUCAUAAGGGGCUGGGCUCCACAGAUGUUGAUCUUGGGCCAUCGGGCCGUGGGUGGAUUUGUGAGCCAUUGCGGGUGGAACUCGGUGCUGGAAGCAAUAGUGGCGGGUGUGUUGGUAUUGGGGUGGCCCAUGGAAGCGGACCAGUUUGUGAAUGCAAGGCUGUUGGUGGAGGACAUGGGGGUGGCCGUGAAGGUGUGUGAAGGAGAGAAUGCGGUGCCGGAACCAGCGGAGUUGGGAAAGGCGAUUGAGGAGGCAAUGAGGGGGGAGACGCCGGUGAAGGUGAGGGCAAAGGAGCUGAGGGAGAAGGCGUUUGCGGCGGUGGGAGGCGGCGGGUGCUCUUCAAAGGAUUUGGAUGAGUUUGUGAAGGAGCUGAACCAACUUAAGGUGGGAUAGAAGUCAAGCUUGCUCACAACAUUUUAGAGGGAAAAUGAACUCCAUUGAUGCCCUUCAAGUAUUAUUAUUUGGGGUUAAUAAUUUGAUUAAUAACGUUCUUAAAUGUAAUCUAGAUUUGGUUGUGCUAAAACUAUAAGAAAUAAGAACUGAACGUUACCGUAUUAACAUGCAA
This is a messenger RNA of Pyrus x bretschneideri (Chinese white pear), 1612 nucleotides long. RefSeq names its product UDP-glycosyltransferase 89A2. The record is from RefSeq and is a predicted model, not a curated record. Bases 10 to 1440 code for a protein of 476 amino acids. NCBI's taxonomy places the organism in Eukaryota, Viridiplantae, Streptophyta, Magnoliopsida, Rosales, Rosaceae. Gene Ontology annotation, molecular function: UDP-glycosyltransferase activity. The transcript has a single exon.